Messenger RNA from Acanthoscelides obtectus, 2460 nucleotides. Lineage: Eukaryota; Metazoa; Arthropoda; Insecta; Coleoptera; Chrysomelidae. The record is from the annotation of a GenBank genome assembly.
UUUCAUGAAUUUGUUUCUGGCAGGCUGGCAGCUUAUGUGUUUUGUGCCUCUAAAAGAAGCUUGGUCUGUUAGGGUGUGUUCUUGAGUUAUUUUGUGGUUUCCGUUAUUUUUCCUUGUUUUUUCACACGAUGUGAUUUUUGAGCAAAUUUAAUGACGACUCUUUCGCCUUGCAUCCAAAAUUCAUCAAGUGACCACUAGAAUAAUAAAAUGGAGGGAACUUCGGAAUCGAAAGAAAAAUUGCAGUCACCGACAACCAUGGAUAACGAUCGGUUAGCAGCUGAGACAGCUGUGAAAAUUGAAGUGGUUGAAGUGAAGCAAGAAGUACCUGAGAUGAUGGAGAGUGAAUCUUUUGGAGUUGACCCAAGCACAGUGGCACUACCGAUCAAGGAAGAAGACUGCAAAAAUUCUGAUAGGAUAGACAUAAAUAGGAUAAAAAAUGAACCAGUUGAGGCUGAAAACUGGGGCGAGUGUGCUGUGAAGGAAGAACCAGGUUUAGAUCUGACAGAUGAAGAACUAGAGGAAGAAAUGAACCAGGACUAUAGAGUAUUCAUCAAGGAUGAAAGCACUAGUGAAUAUAUAGUGGGGCCAGAUGAGCAGGAUAGCACUGUAAUAGAUGAAAUCUUGAAGAAACAACCUGUUGCAAGUGAGAGAGCAAGGGAACUGUUCAGGUGUAGUGGUUGUACAUUUACUGUAUCCAAUAAGAACCGUUUUAUCAUACAUGUAAGAGAACAUAAGCAUGGGUCAAAUUCGUAUGUGGAACAUUCUGAAGUGAAAAUUAGAAAAGAGGAAUUAAAAAAAUGUAUACAUGUACAUUGUAACGCAAAAUUGAAAACUAAGAAAGGCAUGGACCAUCAUAUACUUCAAAAGCAUCCAGAUCUUAUUGCAUCAAUAUCUUGUAAAAUACAUCAAUGUACAUAUUGCACAUAUAAAACUUCUUAUAAAGAUGAACUUGUUAAACAUAAUGUGCGAAGACAUCCCGAGACCAUUGACAGCUAUAAACUUAGAAGUUAUCAGUCCAAACUUAAACCUUUCGGAUGUAUACACUGCUAUGCGAGAUUCAAACUUAAAAGGGGUUUGGAUAAUCACAUAUCCAAAAAACAUAUGAAAGAAGAUACAUCCAAAAAGCAUAUAGAACAUAAGAAUGCUACCAGAUAUAAACUUAACAUAAUAUGUCAACAUUGCAAUGCACCAUUUCAACAUUUAUUAAGUAUGUACGACCACAUAUUAAACAAACAUCCUGGAUUCAGUGCGACGGUUGCUUAUAAAAUACAUGAGUGUACACAUUGCUCAUAUAAAACUGCCAACAAGACGUAUUUAACUGAUCAUCUUCGAACACAUUCAGAAACAUUCAAUAGCAAUGGGUAAACUUGCAUUCACUGUGAUUAUAUAUUUCAAAUUAGGCAAUCAACAUCAUAUAAUCCAAAAUCAUUUUCCGCUCAUGUUUUGUAUUUAUUUAGUCUCAUCAGUGCUGUAUAAAUUUACCUUAUAUAUGUUAGUAGUUUUUGUUGUUUAUAUAGUUUCUACUCUGGAAACAUUACCUCAUUUUUCUGAGUCACCCUGUAUAUGUUACGGGCAAAGACGUGAAUUGGACAUUAUCGGGCAACAAUGUGAAUGAAUAUUGUGGGUGGGCAAUGUUGUUAAUAUUCUAUUUCGCAAUUGCCCAGCCAAUGACGAUAAUGGGCAAUGUGAUGAUCCAAAGACAAACGGUUGAAAAUAUUAAGCAGGACAAAACAAAUGUUAUCAAAACCUGAAUCUUUUCGUUGUUUUUUAUUUUUUUACACUACUGGCGAGGAAGUAAUCUCUAUAAAUUUUGAAAAUGAGAUAUUAUGUGUUUUGGAUGUUUCAUGACAUGUACGUCACGAAAAAACAUGACCGUCGGUCUUAAAAUUAGACAGUAUGAGUGUAAAGAUCGGUCUAGAGGACCUAGGGAUAAAACGCGAAAAACAAUUUAAAUCGUUCGAACUUGACAUUUCAGAGGCUGCAGGUCAUUUUUAGGAAAAGUUUUGUAGGGGUUGUAAAUGUUGCAUUUUUUGGUAUUAGUAAGACGUUUUAUUAUGUAGAAGUGUGUGAUCUCGGUAGUAUUCUUCACCUGUUAGAUAUAAUAUAAAUAUUUAUCAUAAUAUUUCCGUCUAUGACUCCAGCAACACGCGAUAUUCUUUACGUUCGGAGGGUCGAAUCCAAAUUGAGUAACGCCGUCGAUGUAAUGAUACCAGAACGUACGAAAGUUGACCAGAUAUUAUGCACCCCGUAUAGGGAGCCGAUCAUUUGAUUAUCAAACUUUGAAUCAACAAAUCAGUUAUAUUAAAUCUAUAACAUCGCCAGCUAUAUAGUAAAGAUACCAGAACAAUACUGUUUUUCACUUAUAGUCAUUCUAAUCUACAGGCUGAUGUCAUGGUAAAGUUGACUUCUAUAAUGUAACGGAAUCACCGUUACUACUAUAUAAAGUAUUAUUUAUUACUC